This is a messenger RNA of Acipenser ruthenus (sterlet), 3164 nucleotides long. Its product is annotated as alpha-2-macroglobulin receptor-associated protein-like. Gene Ontology annotation, biological process: negative regulation of very-low-density lipoprotein particle clearance; negative regulation of receptor internalization. The record is from RefSeq and is a predicted model, not a curated record. Gene Ontology annotation, molecular function: very-low-density lipoprotein particle receptor binding; low-density lipoprotein particle receptor binding; receptor antagonist activity. The coding region runs from base 138 to 1187 and encodes 349 amino acids. The transcript has 8 exons. Gene Ontology annotation, cellular component: endomembrane system; endosome; cis-Golgi network. NCBI's taxonomy places the organism in Eukaryota, Metazoa, Chordata, Actinopteri, Acipenseriformes, Acipenseridae.
CAGAAUUCAAUGGUCUUCCGGUCGAGUUUAACCCACUGCACCUGACUGCGAAUUCAGCUGAUCAAAGCACUAUAAUCACAGUGGAAACUUUGACAUUUGUGGGGGGUUUUUUCUGUUAAGAUUUGAGGAGCAUAGCAAUGAAGGCUUUUGUUUUGAUUUUGGUGUUAGGCUCUUAUUUGAACUUUGGUGUUCUAGGAAGCAAAUAUUCCAGGACUGUGAACGACCCUAAAAAAGACACUCGUGAUGAUGCGGGCGUUGAGUUCAGUAUUGCUAAACUCAACAAGGUUUGGGAGAAAGCAAUCCGGCUUCAAUUAGCCCCUGUAAAGCAGGCUGAGCUGCACAGUGAUCUGGAAAUUCAAGAGAAGGACGAGCUCCACUGGAAAAAGCUGAAGGCAGAGGGUAUGGAUGAGGAAGGUGAAAAAGAAGCAAAACUGAGACGCAAUUUCAAUGUAAUCUUGGCCAGGUAUGGGCUAGAUGGGAAGAAAGAUACAAGGAAUUUAGAAAGCAAUUUCUUAAAGGACCACGACAACACAGAUACCAAUAUGUUUGAGGAUCCUAGACUAGACAAACUGUGGAGCAAGGCAAAAACAUCAGGGAAGUUCUCUGAGGAGGAGCUUCAGAAUCUGAAUAGAGAAUUUCAGCAUCACAAAGAUAAAGUACAAGAAUAUAAUAUUGUAAUGGAAACUGUGAGCAGGACUGAAGAUGUUUUCAAGAAUGAGAUCAGCCCAUCUGAAAUGGAGAUUAAAGAACACGUUCUGCAUGAGAAGCACGCUGAGCUUAAAGAAAAGCUCAGGAGCAUCAACCAAGGCUUUGAACGUUUGCGCAAGAUCAGCCACCAUGGUUUUGAUGUUGACAGUGAAUUUAAAGAACCUAGAGUUGCUGAACUUUGGGAUAUGGCAAAAGAGCGUAACUUCACAGACGAUGAGCUUGAAUCAUUUAAAGAGGAGCUGAUGCACUUUGAGACAAAGGUUGAAAAGCACAAGCAUUACCAGGAGCAGCUAGAGCUUUCACACCAGAAACUCAAACAUGUGGAGGCUUUGGGAUAUGAGGAGCAUAUGGUUAGAAACAAAGAGAAAUACACCAAGCUAUCUGAGAAGACUCGAGAAAUGGGAUAUAAGAUGAAGAAGCACAUGCAGGACCUGACAAGUAGACUUGCAAGGAAAGCACUUCAGCACAAUGAGCUUUGAGAGGUGUUCACAUCAAGUUAGCUUUUAUCUUUUUGAAUAACUUGGUGAGCUGAAAAUGCAAAUGAAAGGACCAUCCAAUCAUGUGUACCACAAAUUUUCAAAAUGUUUUCUGUUUUACAUUGACUUUACAUGUCAGAUUUCUAAAGGCCAAUUUGUUAGAUUUAUGGAUGUAUUGAUUACUGUUACAUUGCCAGUUUAUGUUGCUAAUUAAAGAUGUUUUGUUGUUUUUUUGUACAAUAAUGUAUUGGGUAUUAUAAUUUUAAUGUUCCCUCUUUCAACAUUCAGUAGCAGAUAUUAAAAUGGUUGGAUCUGAGCUUAUUUGAAUACAGACUGUUAAGAAGCAGUUCUGAUGCUAAUGAGUACCUAUAUUUGAGUGGCAUUGUUUAAUGCAAGGAAACUCAUUUAGAUUUUCAGUGAAAGGUAGCUGAGUGAAAUCAAUCAAUCAAUACUGUAUUUAUAUAGCACCUUUCAUACAAAAAGUAUAUCAAAGCGCUGUACAGGACAAAACAGAAGAAGAUCAAAAUGCAAUUCAUGUGUAUGGAAUUCUUCUAGGAGGUGGCAGUGCAUUCCACUAUUUGGGAGCACAGUGACGAAAAGCUCUCUCUCCUUUCCUUUUUGUGUACACUUGUGGGAGGCACAGAAGGUCUGUAUCGGCUGAUCUUAAAUCGCGAGAAGGUAUAUAUUUGACUUGAAGCUCCUUUUAAUAUAAGUUGGUUCCAUACCUUUUAAGUGCUUUAUAAGUCAGAAGUAACAUUUUUAAAUUGACUCAAAACUUCACUGGGAGCCAGUGCAGUGAAGCCAGCACAGGUGUUAUAUGGCCACUUUUUAUCGUUUUGCUGAGAAGCCUAGCAGCUGCAUUCUGUAUAAGCUGCAGGCGAUUCAUGGUGUAACCCGGAAGCCCAGAGGAUAGAGUAUUGCAAUAGUCAAGUCAGGAAGACACAAAAGCAUGACAUGGUAAACCAGCAUCAGACAAAGAGAAAUUACCUAAUUUUAGCACUAUUUCACAAACGGUAAAAUGACACUUUGGUGACAUUGCAAAUAUGCGACUCAAAAGAUAAAUCUGAGUCAAAUAAGACCCCUAGAUUUUUCACUUCUGUUUUUAUGUGGUCAAAUUGCCCAGAUCUAUUUUUAGAGAUUUUGUGCACUGUAUCAAAUGCAGCACUCAAAUCUAAAAGAACAAGAAUAGAGACACAGCUAGAGCCUGCACUUCACAAUAGAUCAUUGAGCGGAGUCUCUGUACUGUGGGCAGAACGGAAACCAGACAAACUUUGCAAGCACUUUGUUACCCUCAAGAAAUGAAUUCAGCUGGUUUGCUUUUACUUUUUCUAGAACCUUUGCUAGAAAUGGCAGAUUUGAAAUGGGUCUAUAAUUGUUUAAAUCAGUGGAGUAUAGGUUUGGUUUCUUAAGCAGAGGUUUAACCACAGCCAUUUUUAAGGCAGAGGCAACUGCUCCCGAUGACCAUGAACAAUUUAUUACGGCCAAGAUAAUUUCACUUCAUUGAUUACAUUUGUGUACCAAUACUACUGUGUCUGGUGUUUUGGUCUGUAAAAGUAUCUACAGUGUAUAAUGCCAGAUUGGACCCUAUUUUAAUGGUUUAAAUGGCAGUAUUUAUAUCUGACAUUAAGAUCAAUGGAGAAGUAUUUAAAUUACAGAUCAAUAUUUUCUAUGUUCUAGAAUUUGAUUCAGUGUUUUAAAAAAGGUUUGAAUGAAUUGGAUGAGAAUUAUAACUUACAUGUAUAUGAAAAACAAACCUGUUCAUAUUGCACUUUAUGCUGGUCAGAAUUUCCUACAUACCUUUACUAGGAAUACAUCCUUAAAGAAAUGAAAAACUGCAUGGCAGAGGUUAAUUUCCACUGAACAAAUGGUGGUGAUUGUCUGUCUUUUAAAUUGCAAAAUUAAAAAGUGAAGUAUUGGAUAAGUAACAGUGAAGAGAAAAUGGUUAUAACUGCAAUAACAAAAUAAAAAUGAUGCAUUGCU